UACUAUGCGGCGCCUAGGGACAGUCCAGCAAAAGAUAUCAUGUGUAUUCAGGACAGAAGUGCAAGACAAACCAUCAGGAAAACGGGAGGCUCAGCCAUUUCAUGUUGCAGCCACUGAAAAUCUGAACCUUUCUGCCCUGGAAUCAGAUAUUCACUCUGCUGUUGCUACAGAGAAAUUAGAUGGCACCUGUUGUUAUAUUUCCAAAUACAAAGGAAAGCAAUUUCUUUGGGCACGCCUUGAUCGAAAACCAAACAAGCAAGCAGACAAGCGAUGGAAGAAGUUUCAGUCUUCUCAAAAGACCUCCACAGGCUUUAUGUGGAACUUGAAGGAGGAUUUUAAAGAUGUCCCUGAUAAUUGGAUACCAGCACACAGUGUUCCCCACAUCGAUGGCUGUCCUGUACCUGAUGACCAUGGGCAUAUUCUAGGCUGGGUUCCUGUGGAGUGGAACAGUAAACAGUAUUGCUGGCACUCCUCUGUGGUCGAUUACGAGAUAGAGCUUGCCUUAGUCCUCCAGCCCGACAGAGAAGACGAGGACAUGCUGGAAAUCACAUGUGUUCCACUGUCAGAAUUACAGGACCAAACACUAGAGCUCAUCGGAACAAAUAUCAAUGGAAAUCCUUAUGGUCUGGGCAGCAAGAAGCAGCCGCUCCACUUCCUGGUGCCACAUGGGGCCAUUCAUGUGAGAGAUGCCCUUCCUGUGAAUUAUACACAGCUGCACACCUGGCUCUCAGAGGCAGACCGGGGCAAAGUGGAAGGGAUCGUCUGGCAUUGCAACAACGGAGCUCUUUUUAAGCUUCAUCGUCAUCACGUGAACCUGAAAUGGCCAUGUGGUAAACCCUUUCUGAACACCAGACCUGUCGUCAUUCGAUUUGAUGGCCACAGGGAACAAUUGGACGGUUCAUGCCAGGGCAUGUUCAGUGCAUUCUCAAAACUACACGGGCAAACUUUCCAGUCUCUUGAAGACAUAUUGUUUGACGACUGAAGACUACAGCUAAAUACACAUGGAUAAUGUUCACCCGGGUUCAAAUGGGUUGGAAAGAGGAAUAUUAAGUACUUGGUACUUGGCUACAAGUGAUUUAAUUUACUUGGUUGUCCUUGAGACCUUUUCCCCUUUAAUUUGAUGUUUUACGGCAUGGAUAUUAAUUUCAUGACAUUCAAUUUAAAGGCAAAGCUUGUUUGGGUUAACUGAGAUGAUGCACGUUGAAUUCCGAAAAAAUCAGUAGUAUGCCAAAGCUGCAUUACUGUAUUGUACAUUGCUGUUGUAGACACAGAGAAAACAUUGAAGUUGUGGAGAAAGGCUAACGGAACAGGGCAAGACAGACAAUGAGAGAUGUGUCAGAGGCAUGGAUAGUCGAUAGACAAAGUGUAAAGACAACUAAGGUGAACAAAAAAGUUGCCAAAAUGUAAAAGCUGUUGUAUGUAUAUGGGGUUCUAUUUCACGAUUAUUAGCACUUUUGACAUGACAUUUUGCACGUAAGUAGCUUUGGGAGAGGUGAUCCCAGACUGAAAGAUACUUUGACAACUGGAAAGUGAACAUAGUGCCAUAUGGUGCAUCAUUCAAAAAGGUCUUAUCCUCCAUUGUUAUUGUACUAUAUGUUACCAUUUGAAAAAUAUGUUUAAUUAAAAACAUAAAAUAAAUGUGA
Engraulis encrasicolus (European anchovy) is the source of this 1643-nucleotide messenger RNA. RefSeq names its product RNA 5'-phosphate and 3'-OH ligase 1 (gene rlig1). The transcript is spliced from 7 exons. Gene Ontology annotation, molecular function: RNA ligase (ATP) activity. Gene Ontology annotation, biological process: response to reactive oxygen species. The record is from RefSeq and is a predicted model, not a curated record. Bases 5 to 982 code for a protein of 325 amino acids. NCBI's taxonomy places the organism in Eukaryota, Metazoa, Chordata, Actinopteri, Clupeiformes, Engraulidae.